AAUUUCUCGAGACGCACGCAAAACAUAUAAAAGCUGUGCAUUUCGACCAAGGUGAUCAAUGAGUGGGCGCAUUCAAGUUGAAUAUGAAGAAACUGAGGAAUUAGGCAAAAGACUCUCAGAAAGUUUAUAAUAGUUUAUGUUAACGAAUAGAAGCUUGCUUGAUACACACAAGCGGCCAAAUCCAUAUCCUGUUAAGUGAACGAUGGGCGUGCGAGGUUUGUUUACACUGAUAGACGACAACAAGGACGUCCUCCUUGAUGAUUUCAAACUUCAUGACACUCGACUCCUCAUUGAUGGCUCAAAUCUAUACCACUACCUAUACACAUUCUAUCAUGUGCCAGGCGAGUAUGGCGGGAACUACGACACUUAUGCAGAAAAGUGUAAAUCAUUCUUUACUGCACUCCGGGCAUGUAAGGUGGAGCCGUACGUUGUCAUGGAUGGAGGGUAUAACCCAGAUAACCGAAAAUGGAAUACUGUGAUACAACGAAAGGCGUCAAGAAGAGAGCGCGCUGGUCUGAUAUGUGAGAACGGCCCUGGGGCAGCCGAGGAGCAAGUUCUACCGAUUUUAUGUGAAGAAACUUUCCGCCAUGUUCUGCGUGAGCUUCAGAUACCACACGUUACUUGUCCAUAUGAGGCAGACAGAGAAUUAGCAGUGUUGGCCAAUAGAUGGAACUGUCCGAUUCUUAGUAAUGAUAGCGAUUUCUUUGUUUUCAAGCUGGAAAGUGGGGUUAUACCUUUCGGACAUAAAAGUACAUAUUAUCUUGACAUAAAAUUGCGGCUCUAUAAUACCCAGACGAAGCAGGCUUCCCUGCUGAAACCAGCGACUUUACCAACCGACCAAGAGUUUGUAUUCAUUUCUGUAAAAAAAUACCACUACGAAAGUUUAACUAAGAGAGUCUCCGGGUCAUUGGAGUUCCUUCCAAUUUUCGCUACAUUUAGUGGUAAUGAUUAUGUAGAUAAAAGUCAUUUGAAGGCUUUCUACACAGCAAUAUGCAAGCAGUAUAAAGAUAAACCUCUAAACCUGAGGGCCAAGGCUCGAAUGACGUCAAUAAUCCAUUGGUCAAUGGGCGUACAAUUGGAUGAAAAUGCUAUUCAAUACGUAUUGCAACAUGUAGCAGACCUAUCUUCCGGUCAGAAAUCGGAACUGCGAGCCGCCAUUCGCUACUCUAUAGAUAGUUACACAAACAUCAACGAAUUCGCUACCAUGGAUGUGGCCAAAUUCUUCGGUUCAAACACAAGUGACAUAUCGAUUCUCGAUCUUGAAACGCUGAUUGAUUACGUCACUAAGCAUCCAUUGCCAGCUUGGUGUUCAGAGAUGUUAAGAACCUGCAAAAUAGCAACUUUUCUGCAGAAUGUGGCUGUAAACCACAGAGUGAUUUUCGAUUGCCAGAUUGAACACUUGGCUGAACCUUCAACGUAUGCUUGCUCCAGAUACAUCAGAAGUGUCCUCUAUGGCUUAAAAACCUCAUUCAUUAGGACAAAACCUAAAGACUCGAAAGUCAAGGCAGACAAUCUAGAAGAUUUAAAAGGCACAAGGAAAAGUUGCAUAGAAGAGAGCGACAGACAGAAAGGCGAUAGGGUGAAGGUCUAUAUCAAGCCUACGACGGAGGUUUUUUACGGAUCUCAAUCGUUGAAAGUUCCAUCGUUGCAAAAUGUCCCAGACAGAACCACAGAGGAGAGGCUAAACAUCAUGUAUGGCACUUUAGGGCUGAAUUCUGAAUUAACCGAAACCAUCUCUAGCGACCCAUGUACUACGUUCCUAAUAGGUGUCCUACGCUUUUGGUGGACAAAUGCAGAACCGAAGGUUACAGAGAACCAUUUGAGCGCCGCUGUUAUUGGCUUGAUUUUUUUGCACGCUGAGGUUAUUGUUGAGGUUAUGAAAAAGAAUUCCGAUGCAAGUGAAACAGUCAAUCUACCAGGUUUGGUUUCAAGUAUCGUAAACGCAAUUGAAAACCAAGGUAACACUCAGGUGAUUGAGUUUGCUAGUAAAAUGGCUAUUCAUCGAAACACACCAACUGAUCAAGCAUCAUGGGGAAUCAACGAAACCAAGAUAAUUCACGGCUUCUCACAGUUACAGACCUGCUUUCUGAGCGCACUGUACCUAAAUCAUGCCAUGAUGUCGCCAGUGGACCUUCCUAGCCCUGGCGUUCUUUUCAAUUUUACGUUCAUGUACAACGUUUGCAGAAACCUUGGGACAUCUGAAAUCACCGAUUGUUCAGAAAUGUUCCAUUUGGAAUCAUCGCUUUAUGCGUUGUUUACUUUGUGGAAAACUGCUGUCAAAUCAACCGAGCCUGAUGUGCCCAAAGGCGGUGCUGCCCGGUAAAUCUACGAGAGAACAAAACACGGAAAAUAAUCAAAUGUUUGGAUUAUAUCGUUACCAGCAUAAAAACCUUUACAAACAGUCCUCAGUUGAAUGAAAUAAUAUUUACUUUUGAUAUAAUGUUUUAACUGGCAUUGAUUUUCUUGAACAAUCUAAAUGAAAACGCUAAUUCAAACGUGAUUUGUUUAAAGUUAGGCUUGCUAAGAAUGUUCCAGCGUGUGACGUCUCUUUCUUUAAAAGUUUUCUUGUAAUUAUAUGGAAGAAGACUUUAGCAAAUUUAUGUUGUGUUUGUAUUUUUAAUAAUGUUUUCUUUGUUUGGUCCCAGUUUUAGUACAAUGAUGCUUCUUAUUAUGAUACUCUAUGAGCACACAGUUUCAAACCUUUUAUUUGGCAGACUUGUGUGAUGUUCAUAGUUUCAAACAAUUACUGCAUCUUAUCUUUGAAAUGUUUGUGCAUUAGUAACUCUGAAUUGUAUUCCUUCAUAGAAGUACUUGGGAUAAACCUAUUAGUUUUUAUUAUUAUUUGCUUUAUUAUUAAGUUGAUGCAUACUUUGAUAAGAUUUACUAUUUACGUUUUAACUUUAUUCGGGAUUGCUGGGUGAAGUUGUGCACACACACUGGUUUAAACCCCCAGUAAAUUUACAUUUUACUGCCCGUUCCAAUGCGGUACUUAACAACCUUUGAUGAACAAGCCUAGUUUUUAUAUAGUAAACUAUUAUUAUGUACUGUGUUGUUUGUGGAGUAUUGUGCUGUUGUUAAAUGUUUCUGGUUUGUGUUUUUGUGUUUUAUGUCUUUGGAGUUUACCCUGUGCCAUUAAACGGGGUUUAUGUUUAAACCUAUGUUGUUCAUAUAUGUUUAUAACUUAAAUAAUUAAUAAGUUGUUGUCCCCAUGGAAUCAGAUGAAUACUUUUAAGUAAUCAUGAUGCUUGACACAUGCUGAUUAAGUUUGUUCAGAUAUGUAAAAGGCUAUUGCCGAUGAAAAAUUGGACAUAUAAUGACCAAACUUUUGAUUUUAAGAAUGAUUCUAAUUACUAAUCAACUGUUUUAAUUUUACUGGUAAGUUUUCUUUAAACCAAGAACAUUAAAAAAUUGGUGAGGCAUUAACUGUGCCAAAUGUCUGAUUCUAUGAAUGUAAUAAGUACGAUCUUAAAUCAUUUGCAGGCAUUUUUAAACCACAUUGUUGAAAAGAAAAACUGGGUAGCAAAUGUAAAAAGAAGUAUUUGAUUCCUUAUGAAUGUGUUAAUGUGAAUUCAUUAUUUUGUGAAUUCAUCAGUAGAAUAUCUGAUUGGACUGCGCAGAUCACAAAAUAAAUAAAGGUGGAUGAACUUG
Mya arenaria is the source of this 3648-nucleotide messenger RNA. RefSeq names its product protein asteroid homolog 1-like. The record is from RefSeq and is a predicted model, not a curated record. The coding region runs from base 203 to 2323 and encodes 706 amino acids. The transcript has 2 exons. NCBI's taxonomy places the organism in Eukaryota, Metazoa, Mollusca, Bivalvia, Myida, Myidae.